Molecule: messenger RNA, 1601 nt
Organism: Betta splendens (Siamese fighting fish)
Lineage: Eukaryota; Metazoa; Chordata; Actinopteri; Anabantiformes; Osphronemidae
Product: trace amine-associated receptor 13c-like
Exons: 1
Coding region: 436-1299 (287 amino acids)
Biological process (GO): G protein-coupled receptor signaling pathway
Cellular component (GO): membrane
Molecular function (GO): trace-amine receptor activity
Source: RefSeq, a predicted model, not a curated record
AUUACAGGAAUAUCAAACAAGCACAGUUGAAAGUUUUAAAAAAAGAUGUUUGAUUGAGGACUGGGAGAGAGAGGAAGGGACAUGAGAGGUGGCAGGGGGAGGGAGGGGGUGAGGAGAGAGAGGCAUAAAUGUGCAGAGAAGCCGCGGGCUGAGCCGUGCGAGCUGCUCCACCGCCGCCAUGCUGAUGGACAAGACCGAGCUGUGCUUUCCUGACCUCCACAACCUGACGUGCAGCAGAAGCGAGCGCGUGCGCUCCACGUUCCUCACCAGCCUGCUGUCCAGCAUGACCGCCGUCACCGUGCUCCUCAACCUGCUGCUCAUCGUCUCCAUCUCCCAUUUCAGGCAGAGACCCGUUUCUCUGCUUGUUGGUUCUGUUGGUCUCUGUGCCGUACAUGUGUUGCUAGAUCAACUUGUCCUCUUUCCAGAUGCUGCGUGAUGCGUUCAGUGUCGCUGUUCUCCUGUUGCAGGCAGCUCCACACAGCCACCAACUACCUUGUGUUCUCUCUGGCCGUCACAGACUUUCUUAUGGGUUUGCUGCAGAUGCCGACGGAGCUGCUCCUCUACCAGGGCUGCUGGCUGCACGGCGACGCGCUCUGUGUCGUUAACUUCCUAUUUGGGGAAUUCCUGGUCAGCGUGUCCAUAGGGAACAUGGUUCUGAUCUCCGUGGACCGCUACAUCGCCGUGUGUGAGCCCAUGUUCUACUCCACUAAGGUCACGGUGAAGCGGGUCCAGCUCUGCGUGUGUCUGUGCUGGCUGUUUUCUGCCGUGCACAGCAGCUGGAUGAUAAGAGACAUGUUCUCUGACGACCCAAAGUAUGAUCUGUGUUCUGGGGAGUGUGUCGUUGUGCUGCGCCUGUUUGAGAACGCUUUCGACACGGCGGUGACCUUCCUGGGGCCCAUCACUGUCAUCGUGCUGCUGUACAGCAGGGUGUUCGCGGUGGCCGUGGCUCAGGCUCAAGCCAUGCGCUCCCAAAUCGCUGCUUUCUCACUCAAGCGAUCGGAGGCCGUGAGGCCCAAGAAGUCGGAGCUGAAGGCGGCCAGGACGCUCGGGGUCGUUGUGGUCGUGUUCCUGUUUUGCUACAGUCCGCUUUGUCUCAUCACUGUUGGUAUUCUGAACAACCCGACGUGGGAACUAUCUACAACUCUGCAGUACUGGCUGAUUUACUGUAACUCACUCCUAAACCCUCUGAUCUACGCCUUCGUUUACCCCUGGUUCAGAAAGUCCAUGAAACACAUUGUGACGCUGCAGAUUCUGCAGCCAAACUCCUCUGAGACCAACGUGUUGAAGACGCUCACAUGACUGUGACUGAGAGUUAGUGUUUAAUGUGGAUCUGUGUGGAAUCAGAUGCUGAUGCGUCCUGCUUUAAAUGAAAUACAGCUGAAGAAUGAUUUUUUUUUAAAUAAAUGAGGAUAAAAACAAUGACACGUAAACAGUAUCAAUAUCAUCACACUGCACAUGUAUUAUUAUUUUGUUAUUGUUCAUAUACAACAUCUGGAUGGAACCUUUUUUACUGUAAUGUAAAGCUUGUGGCUUGUUAGAUUCAUGAUGGUUGAAAUGAGUCGGAUCAGUGGUGGGAAAAUGCUUUAUGAAAAUGAUUUAUU